CACAAGCAUUUUGUGAAUCCCCAGCUCCUACAGUUAUGAUUUCAUAAACGUAGACAAGUAGGGUUAAAUAUCUACUGAAUCAAGAUCUGAGUUUGCAUUGUACCAACGAUGAACCUUACGGCUCCCGUGUGGACGUGUUUGAUCUGGAUUGUCUUUGUCCUGAUCAGCGGUGGAGAUGCAUUGACCGGUAGUUUCUGGCACGUCUCAGACCUCCACUGGGACCCCUCGUACAAGCUGGGCGAUGACCCCACGGCGGUGUGUGCCUCCAGUGGCAGCCGUCCCGCUCAGGGGGCCGGGAGGUUCGGGGACUACCUCUGCGACUCCCCCUGGGACCUCAUCAACUCCUCCAUGUUUGCCAUGAAGAGCAUAUUACCGGACCCAGAUUUCAUUCUUUGGACCGGGGAUGAUACGCCACACGUGCCCGAUGCGGACCUGGGAGAGGAGAAAGUGGUGUCCAUUAUGGCCAACUUGACUGAUCUAAUCAACAUUGUCUUCCCAAACACCAAGGUGUACCCUGCUAUUGGAAACCAUGACUACCACCCUAAGAGCCAGCUGCCAGCAGGCGAGAAUUAUAUCUACAACCAGACAGCAGAGAUGUGGAAACAGUGGCUGGAACCAGACUCCUACACCCUCUUCAGAACAGGUGGCUACUAUACAGAGAAGCUCCUGAAUCGUCCAGGAUACAGAAUCAUGGUGCUCAACACCAACCUGUAUUACGUCAUGAACAAAGCCACGGAGAGCAUGACCGAUCCAGCUGACCAGUUCGCCUGGAUGGAUGAAAUAUUAACCGAUGCAGCAAAUCAAAAAGAGAAGGUGUACAUCGUAGCACACAUUCCUCCAGGGUACUUUGAGAAGAAGCGAGGCUACAUGUGGUUCCGUCCAAACUUCAACCUGCGCUACCUGGAGCUGACCAGGAAGCACCACGCGGUCAUCAUGGGCCAGUUCUUUGGCCACCAUCACACGGACUGCUUCCGCAUGGUGUACAACGCCGAAGGUUCUCCUGUAAGUACCCUGUUCCUGACCCCAGGGGUGACUCCGUGGAAGACCACUCUGCCAGGAGUGGUGGAUGGUGCCAACAACCCUGGCAUCCGCAUCUUUGAAUACGACACAGACUCGCUCCAGAUCCAGGACAUGGUGACGUAUUAUCUAAACUUGACCUAUGCCAACAUGGCUCGGGCGCGGUGGGAGAAAGAGUACCGCCUGACGGAGACGUUCCGCGUUCCCGACGGCUCUCCAGCGUCCAUGCACCGCAUCCUGGUGCGCAUGGAACAGGAGUCGUGCGUCCUGCAGAAGUACUAUGAGCUGAACUCCGUCAGCUAUGACCUGUCUACGUGUGACGCGGACUGCCGUCUCGACCACGUCUGUAGCACCAGGGAGAUCGACCAGGCAGCGUAUGAGGAGUGUGUGAGUGGGGUGGCAGCAGUGGUGCCAACUAGUGGCCUGGCAGUGACAUUGCUUUCAGCUUUGGCAGCCGUGUUCAACACUGCUUGGCUCAGGUUAUAACGCUAGGUUAUAACGAUACAGUUCUGUUCAAGGUCAUGUCUUUUCAACGCAUUGUAAAAUUACACUUGAAAUAAUGCAUUAUGUAUAUUUUGUUCAACUAUGCUGAUAAUGUUGAUAAUGCCAAACAAUAUUACUUUUAAAAUCUGUAUUUCAAGAGAGUUGAAGAAAAAGUUGCCUGCACAACACAACUCUUUGAAACUAAUUAUGUACAUUUUAAGUGUUUGUUUUUAGUUUAAGUUCAUACAGUGUCUGAUUUGUAAAGUUAUAGGUGCAUCAUUGUUUCUGAAUUUGAUAAGCCAUAUGCCAGCUCAUACAGGGUUUACUGUAAGUAAUCUGUAAAUAUUGCUAUGAUAUGAUAAUGGCAAUCCCACUUGGCGAAAGGACGCUGUGGUGGUAAAUACCUUUAAAGGAAGAUAAUGAUUCAGGCAUGUCAUGUCUGAACUUUAUGUCUCGUGGCAUGCUGUGUGUACCAAACAUUUACUACACAAAUGUAUUGUGCAGCAGCGUUCACUUGUUGUGAAACAAGUGUGACCUUUGAUUUAAAUGCCCUAUAAAGAACUUAUCCGUCCAUUGACCUCGUUUGCCAAGCAACUUUAAAUGUUUUCUCCUAAAAUUGUACAAACAAAAACUGCCCAAGAGGAGACUAUUGAGUCUGUU
Molecule: messenger RNA, 2160 nt
Organism: Engraulis encrasicolus (European anchovy)
Lineage: Eukaryota; Metazoa; Chordata; Actinopteri; Clupeiformes; Engraulidae
Gene: smpdl3b
Product: sphingomyelin phosphodiesterase acid like 3B
Exons: 9
Coding region: 109-1503 (464 amino acids)
Biological process (GO): sphingomyelin catabolic process
Molecular function (GO): sphingomyelin phosphodiesterase activity
Source: RefSeq, a predicted model, not a curated record